Vombatus ursinus (common wombat) is the source of this 2479-nucleotide messenger RNA. It is a transcript of the gene XKR5, whose product is annotated as XK related 5. Gene Ontology annotation, biological process: apoptotic process involved in development; engulfment of apoptotic cell; phosphatidylserine exposure on apoptotic cell surface. The transcript is spliced from 7 exons. Gene Ontology annotation, cellular component: plasma membrane. The coding region runs from base 39 to 2231 and encodes 730 amino acids. The record is from RefSeq and is a predicted model, not a curated record. NCBI's taxonomy places the organism in Eukaryota, Metazoa, Chordata, Mammalia, Diprotodontia, Vombatidae.
CCUGCCUGGGAUAGCUGCAGCUCGGGAAAGCUCUGAGGAUGCACGUGGGAUACCUAGUGCUCUGCGCUCUGCUGCUGGCGGCGGAGCAGGGCGCGCGCUUGUGCACGGUGGUUUAUUACUUUUACACUGAGCAGUAUCUGUGGGCAUGGCUAACUGUGUCAGCUCUCCUUCCUGGAUGCUUGAUUCAGGGCCUAAGUUAUCUGUGGUUCCUAGCAGAUGGUCAUCAAGGCAGCUGUUCUCUGAUGAUUGUGCAUCUCCUGCAGCUUGGCAUAUGGAAAAGGCACUGGGACGCCUCCUUGGCAGCCAUGGCAAAGGAAGAGGAGCCUCCUGGGCUGGGGAAACUGGUGCUGCAACAAGGUGAUCUCUUUGUGCUUCGGCUGCUUGAAGCCCUGCUCCAAACGGGGCCCCACCUCCUGCUACAGACGUAUUCUUUCAUUGCAGCUGAUUUAAAAGAUCCAGUCCCAGGUGUGAGUGCAGUCCUGUCCUGGUCAUCACUGUCCUUGUCUCUGGUCUCUUAUGCUCGUGUCAUGUGCCUGAUGAAGCCAGGACAUCUUUCCAUGCCAUGGGCUGCCCUCCUGUGCCAGCUCCUGUGGAGAUUGGCUAUGCUAGGAACUAGGAUCAUAACACUAGUCCUGUUUUCCCAAACCUAUCACUGCUGGGUCUUGGUUGUUGGAGGUGCUCAUUGGUUAGUGAUGACCUUCUGGCUUGUUGCUCAACAGAGUGAUAUCAUAGAUAGUACCUGUUGUUGGAGGUUAUUCAAUUUGCUUGUGGGAGCUGUGUAUAUCUUCUGCUACAUCAAUUUCUGGGACAGCCCUUCUAGAAAUAGAAUGACCACAUUUUAUAUAAUAAUGCUGAUAGAGAACCUAGUCCUUUUGCUGUUGGCCACAGAUUUUCUGCAGGGAGCAUCGUGGGGCACCAUGUGGAUGACAGCAAGCAUUGUAUCUGGAUUUAUUAUUGGUUGUGCCUCACUCAUAAUUUAUUACAGCCAGCUACACCCUAAAUCCACGGAAAUCUGGCAGGGUUUUAUAAGGAUGUCCUGUGGCACUGUAGGCAGUGAUAAAACAGAAAAAGAGCCUUCUUCUUUUCAUUGUGCAAACCCAGUUAAGGAAACAUCAGACAGUCUAGGCUUGUACCCAGUGGAAGACUCCAAAGCAUCAUAUCAGGGGAAUUCCCUUAGCAUGGACUGGGGAACUUCUCUUGGGAGCCAGGUUGUAAGGGAUGAGGCCACUGCCAAAUGGCACCACCAUUGGCUGCUAGUGAAGCUGGCCUUAAAAACUGGAAACGUGUCCAAGAUCAAUGCAGCCUUUGGCAAUGGUGACCUAGGCUCUGUUUGCCCACCCAUCUAUGCAACAACUAAAUGCUUUGGCCCACAAAUGCAGCUUUCGUUUUCAAAGGAGGAAUUCCCUCCACCUCAGAAACGACAUGUGACAACACCAUAUCAGAGUUCCUGGCAAAAAGAUUCUCAGGCUGAAGAUGUCCCAGAAACUAAACAGAACCCUUUGGAAACAUCAAGUUAUAUCACUCUUUCAAGUAGUCAGCAUGACCAUGCACACUCCCAGAAAAUGAUGCUUCUUGUUGCACCAGAAGGACCUCUGAAGGAAAAGGCAUCUGUCAUUUUGCAAGGUGACUUCUCAUUGAAUAAGCGUGAUGCUCAGGAAGAAGGUUGUAGAAAUCAAAACACAGUACCAUGGAGGCAAGAGAAGAGUGAUACAGAAAGUCCCAUUGCACAGGUAGGAGGAGCAGGGAGAGGAAAAGAGAGCUCCAUGUUUUACUUCAGUGCUACCAUGGAAGAGGCUGCACCUUAUCGCAAGGAGCCUAGGACAUCUCCCCAGGUCUCCCACAGGAAAGUGGAAAUAGAAAAGAAUCAGCAAUCCAAGUCUGACUCUAAUCACUCGGCAUCAAAACUGUUUCCUGUCACUGUGGCAAACAUCAGCCCAAUAUUAGGCAAAAGUACAACCAACCACUUACAGCAUAGCACAGGCCUUUGUAACAGUAGUCAGUACAGUCUACCAGGGGUGUCUUCUGCAGGCUUAAGAUGUGGAGGGCCUCAGGAGCUCUGGAGGGCUGCAGGAAACCACUACCUGUCUGUUGGGACUUCGUUGUCUAUGAUGGGCAAACUGAGGCCUUCAGAGGAACCUUGUUUCACUUCCACCCCCAAAUCAGAACUCAGAAAAGAUGGUGACAGUCUGAGGGAAAAGUUAAGGCAAGAAACAAGCCUUUUUUCUGAUUGAAUGCAUGGAAAUCCUAAUUUCAGGAUAUCCCUGGAACAGUCAAAGAAACAGAAAAAAAGCUUCCAGUAUGUUGGAUGGGUCCUCUGGAAAACUUAAGAGAGGAUGUGGAAAUGGAGCAAGAAGGUAUUGAUGGGUUGUGAUAUAUACUAGAGAGGAAGUCUCCACAUCAGUAAGACUGCAGAUACAUCAAAAUAUUGAAAUGGUGACCAUCAUUGAAGGUGAUUAUAGACUGAUUGAUAAUAAAUAUA